UGUGUAGUAAUGCGUCACAAGACUGUUUUUGCAUAGGGCUUAGCCAAGGCUUUUGGAACCGCCCUCAGUUGCACCUUGUGCUAUAUUAGUACUUCUCAGACAGGAAGAAUUUUCUUUCGCUGGUGUAGCUGGUCCGGUUACUUUCAGGUGUAUAUCCAAGCCCUGCAUCCCUGGAUAUUGCUUACCACCUAUGCUGUUGUUCUAGGACAAAUUCAAGGACAGAAGAACUCAGAGUACCCUUAGGAAGAUUGGAUAACCAAGAAAUGCCUAAUCAAGACUCUGCUGUGCAUGUGAAAAUGAUGCCAGAAUUCCAGAGAAGUUCAGUUCGAAUCAAGAACCCAGCAAGAGUAGAAGAAAUUAUCUGCGGUCUUAUUAAGGGAGGAGCUGCCAAACUUCAGAUAAUAACAGACUUUGAUAUGACACUGAGUAGAUUUUCCUACGAAGGGAAAAGAUGCCCAACAUGUCAUUAUGUCAUUGACAACAGUAAGCUGGUUACAGAUGAAUGUCGGAAAAAGUUAAUGCAACUAAAGGAAAAAUAUUAUGCUAUUGAAAUUGAUCCUGUUCUUACCAUGGAAGAGAAGUACCCCUAUAUGGUAGAAUGGUAUACUAAAGCACAUGGCUUGCUUAUUGAACAGGCUUUACCAAAAGCUAAACUUAAAGAAAUCGUGGCAGAAUCUGAUGUUAUGCUCAAACUUGGGGUGCCUGGCUGGCUCAGUGGGAAGAAUGUGCGACUCCUGAUCUUGGGAUUGGAAGGGUAUGAGAAUUUCUUUGAUAAGCUCCAGCAAUACGGUAUCCCUGUGUUCAUAUUUUCGGCUGGUAUCGGUGAUAUACUAGAGGAGGUGAUCCAUCAAGCUGGCGUUUAUCACCCAAACAUCACAGUAGUGUCCAACUUCAUGGAUUUUGAUGACAAUGGGGUGCUCAAAGGAUUUAAAGGCGAACUAAUUCAUGUAUUUAACAAACAUGAUGGUGCCUUGAAGAACACAGAAUAUUUCAAUCGGCUAAAAGAUAAUAGCAAUAUAAUUCUGCUGGGAGAUUCCCAAGGAGAUAUAAGAAUGGCAGAUGGAGUAGCCAAUGUUGAACACAUCCUGAAAAUUGGAUAUCUAAAUGAUAGAGUGGAUGAGCUUUUAGAAAAGUACAUGGACUCUUACGAUAUUGUUCUAGUAAAAGAUGAAUCACUGGACGUAGCCAACUCUAUCUUACAGAAGAUUCUAUAAACAAGCAUUCUUCAAGAAGACCUCUGUGCUGUGGGUGCAAUUGAUGCAGGAACUGCUCACCUGUUCAUCUUGCUGAAAGACUUCUAUUUAUAAUACAUUCUUGCUCUUGAAGUUUUUUCUCUACAUUACUGAGGUAUUUUCAGACAUAUUGAAUCCAUCAACUGGAAACUCCUUUUUUCCUCACCUCUCUCAACACACUCAACUAUAUUUUUUAACAGUUAAAAAAAAAAAAAAAAAACCUUACAGGUAAAAUUUGAAAAAUAACUCCAUGAAUUAAUUUCCAGAGUGAAUUUUGUAGUUUAAUGUUAUCAUGAGGUUUUUGAGGAAACUUUUUACUCUGGGAAAAAAGUCUGUAUAAGUUUAAAAAGAAGUUUUAUGAAAUGGUGAAAUAAUGUGCAUGAUUUUAAGUGUUGCUGUUUUUGUCAUGUGGGUGAAUUAUGCUGAUGAUAUCACCAUCUCCUGAAAUUGUAUUAUGUUUGGUUAUUUUGUUCUUGAAAGUCAGUAUUUAUCAGAAAAUAAUGGCACUUGGUGUUUGAAAAACCAUUGGUAUCCACAUAUCACUAAUCAUUACAAAAUGUUCUAUAUUGAUGCACUGAUAAUACACAUGAAGUGAAAAGCCUUUUAAAUUGUACUGUCAAGACCAUUGUUGUUCAUUUAUUCAACAAAUAUUUAUUAAGCUC
Messenger RNA from Neofelis nebulosa (Clouded leopard), 1894 nucleotides. RefSeq names its product 5'-nucleotidase, cytosolic IIIA (gene NT5C3A). The record is from RefSeq and is a predicted model, not a curated record. The transcript is spliced from 12 exons. Gene Ontology annotation, cellular component: cytoplasm. Gene Ontology annotation, molecular function: 5'-nucleotidase activity; magnesium ion binding. Bases 264 to 1214 code for a protein of 316 amino acids. Lineage: Eukaryota; Metazoa; Chordata; Mammalia; Carnivora; Felidae.